Molecule: messenger RNA, 1047 nt
Organism: Lachancea dasiensis
Lineage: Eukaryota; Fungi; Ascomycota; Saccharomycetes; Saccharomycetales; Saccharomycetaceae
Source: the annotation of a GenBank genome assembly
AUGGUUGUUCACAAUCCUAACAAUUGGCAUUGGGUUGACAAAAACUGCAUUAACUGGGCACGUCAGUAUUUCGAAGAGCAUGUCGUUGGCGUGAAGAGCUCAGCUGGUGGGUCCAAAUACGUUGAAGUAGCUUCCGUGUCUUCCAUGGAAGGUGAUUGCGAAGUGAGUCAACGUAAAGGCAAAGUCAUAUCUCUGUUUGAUUUGAAGUUGGUGAUGAUGACGAAGGGAAAGGUUGACGACGAAGAGUUCGAAGGCAGUAUCACAGUUCCUGAGGUCGCAUUCGAUUCGGAAAAAGAGGAUUACCAAUUCGAAAUCUCAAUUUAUAAGGAGACAGGCAAGCUUAAUGAGGCCAGGCCCUUGAUAAGAGACCAGCUUUUGCCUCAGUUGAGGGACAUUUUUUCCCAAUUUGGACCUGCGUUGUUGCAGACCCACGCUAAUGAUAUUCAGGUUCCUCAAAGCCAGGUGAAAUCAGAAUACACUCGGGCUAAUUUGACGCAAUCAAAGGCGAGCGAAUCUGCUAGUUCAGAUACUCCAAAACCCACAUCGGCUGCAUCAACAAAAAGUUCUACUACCGGAGCAGAUUCGAAGUCCGCCCCAUCCUCCCUAUCUAAGGCUCCACUUUAUAACACCACGGCUCUGCAUUUGGAACCCACGUUCAAUGUUCCUGCAAUUGAACUUUAUCAAACAUUCCUCGACAAGCAACGUAUCCAAGCAUGGUCAAAAUCCCCACUAGUUUGCAAAUCGACUAAAAACGUACUCGAGGUAAACGAUGAGUUCACUAUCUUCGGAGGUAAUGUCACAAGUAAGUUGAUUGAGUGCAGCCCUGACAAACGCCUUGUGUUUGGGUGGCGUCUUAAUGAAUGGCGUCAAGGUCACUGGAGUAGGCUGACAAUGGAGUUUCACGAAUCUAAAGAGUAUCAUGAAACAAAGUUGCAGGUCACCUGGACCGGUGUCCCAGUUGGCGAGGAAGAUAAGGUCAAGGGUAACUUUAUGGAUUACUACGUGAGAAGUAUCAAGUUAACUUUUGGGUUUGGAGCUGUUUUAUGA